GGCAGAUCUAAGAAGAUCGACCUCAUCAUUCUCUGCGAAAAGUAAUCUUCCUGUCCCUCGAAUUCUGAUUCUCGGACAGUUCUGUUCUGCGACGCGUUAGACCGAGAAACCUUUGAAUAUCAUAAGCGCCGAGCCACUAUGGCGGACACUGUCGAACCCAAGCAACGCAAGUCCGUCGCAUUCAGUGAAGGAGACGUCAUCAUGGAUACCAACGGCGAAGUCACAGAGACCCCUCAGGUCGAGAAGCCCGUUGAGGCUGCUGAGGACAAGUCCGUCGACGAAGUUACCGAGCUCUUCAAGGGCCUGUCGAAGAAGAAGAAGACCAAGAAGCCCAAGGACACGGAAGCCGGCGAAGGCGAUGAGGCCUCCCCCGCCGGUGAUGGCGAGUUCGACGUCUCCGCCCUGAAGAAGAAGAAGAAGCCCAAGACCAAGAAGGUCGACACCGACGACUUCGAGGCCAAGCUGGCCGAGGCCGGUGUCACCGCCGCUGCCGGCGCCGGCGAGGAGAAGGAGGAAGAAGUCCCCGAGGGCGACCACGAGGCCGGUACGGGCAUCUGGGCCCACGACGCCACGCAAGCCAUCCCCUAUGCGCUCCUCGUCUCCCGAUUCUUCUCCCUCAUCCAGAGCCACCACCCCGACCUGCUGUCCAGCGGCACCAAGUCCUACAAGAUCCCCCCGCCCCAGUGUCUCCGUGAAGGUAACCGUCGUACCAUUUUCGCCAACAUUGCCGAUAUCUGCAAGCGCAUGAAGCGGUCCGACGACCACGUCAUGCAGUUCCUGUUCGCCGAAUUGGGUACCAGCGGUAGUGUUGACGGUUCCCGUCGUCUGGUCAUCAAGGGUCGUUUCCAACAGAAGCAGAUCGAGAACGUCCUGAGAAGAUAUAUUGUCGAAUACGUCACCUGCAAGACCUGCCGCAGUCCCGACACCGAGCUCAACAAGGGUGAGAACCGUCUAUACUUCGUCACCUGUAACUCUUGCGGUUCCCGUCGUUCCGUCGCCGCCAUCAAGACCGGUUUCCGUGGACAGGUCGGCCGCAGAAAGAGACAGGGUUAAGCGAUUCAAAAGCAGGGAAUUUAAUUUAUUUUUCCCCCACCCCAAAGAGGUGCGGAGGGGACAACAAAAGGAAAAGGGGCGGAGAAACGAGCAAGAAAGAGGGUUUUGUGCAUUUCUCUUCUAUGGAAUUUAUGGGUUUUUGUGUGGCAUGGUCCCCUUCUUUACUUUUUUUCCCCCCAGCUUUUACUUUUCUUGCUUGCCUCUCUUUACUUCGUGAUGGACACGGUUAUGAUUUCAUAUUCCCACACUUUCCCCCCCAAAUUUUUCAUCUUCCUCUCGUAUACAAAGAGCUUCCUUCUUCCUUACCUUUUCUCUCUCUUUUGGAUCAUGUCGGUAUGUGGAUGACGGGGGGUUAUGUGGAAUGACCGUUAAGUCUCUCUUAUGACUGUUGCUGUGGUAGGGGUGAUUGAGGGUUUGAGGGACUGUAGAGAAAAGUAUGGGGAGAGUUGAGAAAUUGAGGACAGUUUCUUUUAGCGGCAUGAUAGGUGGAUAAAAA
This is a messenger RNA of Aspergillus japonicus CBS 114.51, 1549 nucleotides long. RefSeq names its product translation initiation factor eIF2 subunit beta. Gene Ontology annotation, biological process: formation of cytoplasmic translation initiation complex; translational initiation; formation of translation preinitiation complex. NCBI's taxonomy places the organism in Eukaryota, Fungi, Ascomycota, Eurotiomycetes, Eurotiales, Aspergillaceae. Gene Ontology annotation, molecular function: translation initiation factor binding; translation initiation factor activity; mRNA binding. The record is from RefSeq and is a predicted model, not a curated record. Gene Ontology annotation, cellular component: eukaryotic translation initiation factor 2 complex. Bases 139 to 1053 code for a protein of 304 amino acids. The transcript has 4 exons.